Molecule: messenger RNA, 4775 nt
Organism: Mizuhopecten yessoensis (Yesso scallop)
Lineage: Eukaryota; Metazoa; Mollusca; Bivalvia; Pectinida; Pectinidae
Product: monocarboxylate transporter 14-like
Exons: 7
Coding region: 671-2788 (705 amino acids)
Biological process (GO): monocarboxylic acid transport; transmembrane transport
Molecular function (GO): monocarboxylic acid transmembrane transporter activity
Source: RefSeq, a predicted model, not a curated record
CUCAAUACUACUAACAGCUGCAUUGCCACCGUGUCGCCGAUAUUAAGAUAUACGUAACACGGAAUCGGAGAUAGAGGUUAUGUUGUGAUUUGACAACACUGGACAAAGGAUAUUAUCGUGUAUAUUCUUAAUAGUUAUUGGGCUUCUGUUUAUCAACUAAAUCACGCGUGUGUAGGCCUACUGUUAGGCAGGAUGUUUUAGGCGUCUGUGGAAAUCAGAUACGAAAACUCUUCCUUUGAGUUCGUGUAGACAUGUGAACAUCGUGGAUAUAUCAAAUACCCAUUGUUAUUUUGAACCAAAGGUGUCAUUUGAAAGCAAACAAAUAUCAUUAAACGGACAAUAUCAAAUAUAUUUCAUAAAUCAUCGGUCUCCCGUCAGCCGAAAGCCUUCAGUGUGUCAGCACGUAGGAAAUAAAACCCUGUUCAUUGAUUCUCGUCUGUACGGCUGGUAUAUACGAGGAGGAAAAGUUUCAGAAAUGACGAGAUCGUGAUGCCGUGGACAUAGCAACGAAACGCAACUUUGGAUGCAAGUUCGUCCGCAUUGGAGGGGAGAUAUAACUAUGUGGGUCUAAGAUUCACAACAGUGUCGAAACCCGUGACACAGAGGGCACUAUCGGGAAAACCGGAAAUUGUGUUAUAAGCUUUGAAAAAAGGAAAACAAAAAGAAAAAAAUGGCGGAGGAAAAGAACGGAAAAUCUCGUCAACGACGAGAGUCAUGUGACUCGGAAAUAUCUAACGAGAGCGUAACUGACUUGAUUCCUACACCACCAGAUGGCGGAUGGGGCUGGGUCAUUGUAAUAGCCUCGUUCAUGUGCAACGUCAUAGUGGACGGAAUAGGAUAUGCUUAUGGGGUACUUUUGCCGGAAUUUGCCGAAUAUUUCCAGGCGCCGAAGAGUAAAGUAUCGCUGGUGGGCUCUCUACUUUGUGGGGUUUACUUACUAGCAGGACCGAUCGUGAGUGGUCUAACAAACAAGUUUGGCUGUCGGAGAGUAACCAUUGUGGGCAGUAUAAUCGCCUCCAUAGGAUUCAUCAUCGGGUCAUUUAGUCCAAACCUCAACAUCCUCAUCGUCACCUACGGCUUCCUCGGAGGAUUUGGAUUUGGCUUGAUUUACCUGCCAUCUAUUGUCAGUGUUGGGUAUUAUUUCGAGAAGAAGCGCGCUCUGGCCACGGGGAUAGCAGUGUGCGGAUCCGGGGUGGGAACGUUCAUAUUUUCACCUGGAAACAACGCCCUUCUCGCGGCCUAUGAAUGGCGCGGUCUCUUGCUUAUUCAUGCGGCUAUAAUUUUACAAUGUUGUGUAUGCGGAAUGCUUAUGCGGCCUCUGGAGCCAACAAAAAGGAAAAAGGUCCGAGUGAGCGACAAAACCAUAAACAGGAUUAAGGAGGAAGCAAAAUCGGGAAGGAAGCGCUGUAAUGAGUCAGAAUCUAGUGUCGCAGUCGUGGAAACGUUUGCUAAACUCAGGGAAGCUAAAUUAAAGCGGGAAAAGCAGUUAGAGGAUGACUCCGACAUAGCGUCAAUGCCCAGUGCGUACUUCGUGAAGGGUCCACCGGACGCAAUGAGUACAAGUUACAAUUCGCGACAAAUGAAACUGUCAUUCUCUGACCGCGGGGACGCCAUGAGUCAAACAAGUACUCCCGCAGGUCCCCCGAGAAUCAUGAUUUCUGAAAAUGGCUCCAACGUUGCCAUGGACAAUGAAGUGGAAUCACCAACAUCAAAUAUGUCCGUGAGCAUUCUCGACCGGAAGAACAGUAGCAGUACAAAUGUUCAACCGGAAUCAGGUGAUCAAAAAGACAAAAAUGAUUCCGCUUUGCCCAAUGGCGUUUUUGCGCACGAGGUUCAACCUCUUAUCGAUAAUGGGUACACAAAAGUAGUUACGCCCAAGCCGAAACCAUCACCGUCCGGAGGGGAUGCAGGAUCAAAAUUAUGCGUGGGAUCGUCACGUGACAUUCACAGAGAGGAUUAUAAAAGACCUUUGUAUAGGAAAGACAUUUUCUACAGCGGAAGUGUGUUAAAUAUCCCACAAUACCGUUCGCAGCCGGACAUGCGCAGUUACAUCGCUAGUAUUACAACGAUUCCCGGCGACAUCGAUCAAAGGGCCACAUGUUGGGACAAAUGCACGUGUCUUCCGAAAUCGGUAGUUUACACUUUGUCCGAAAUGCUGGACAUUUCUCUUUUGACCAACGUGCCAUUUCUCCUGAUCUGUGUGGGGAAUCUGUUCGCUAUGACGGGAUUCUAUGUCCCGUUCACUUACAUCGUAGACAGAGCGGUCUUGCUUGGAAUCGACAGCACUAAGGCCGCCUUUCUGCUCUCCAUUAUCGGUAUCACCAACACUUUUGGUCGUGUCAUGUCCGGUUUCCUUGCCGACUUGAAAUUCGUGGAUAGCCUCGUUAUCAACAACAUCGCUCUCGUCAUCAGCGCCAUUGCUCUGUUUCUCGAACCGUUUUGUGUGACCUACGAGACGCUUAUCGUCUUUGCCGCCGUGUAUGGGCUUUGUGUGGCGGCCUACAUUUCAUUGACCUCCAUCAUCAUCUGUGACCUGCUUGGACUGGAAAAACUAACGAACGCCUUUGGACUAUUGACCAUGGCUCGAGGCAUUGCAGGAAUAUAUGGACCUCCUGUGGCUGGGUUGGUGUUCCAGGCUUACGGCACAUACGAUGCUUCAUUUAUUAUGGGAGGCGUCAUGUUCAGCAUUGGGUCCGUAUUCCAUCUGGCUUUACAUUUGCCAUGCCUCAAACGAAUGACAAAACAACACCAAACGGAAACAAUCAUUAAUGAGAGCACGCAUGUGUAAGAGAGCAAAACCCGGAAGUAGCGAUAUGUGUUAUCGGAUUAUAACCCGGAUGUAGACAAAAUUUGACCUGAUGUUGUUGUCUAUGAAAUAAUUAAAAAUUAGUUGAAGGAAGUCAACUUGUACAUUGAAAGGUUAACCGGAAGUCACUUGCAGUGUAGUUAACACUUGACCGGAACUAGUCAUCUCUAUGGUAACCAACACAUAUCAAAGAGGAUUUUAACUGAAUGAUUGAUGUUUAUCCAAAAUCUUCUUGACAAAUAACGUGUUUUUUAAAUUUAAAUUUUUUGAAAUGUGAUUCUUUUCUCCGUAUCGACGAAAGUUUAGUUUGAAAUCUGGCGUUUGCUACACAACUUGAAACUUUUUAAUGUGACGUGAAACAUUGUCAGUUUGGUUUGAAAUCUGGCGUUUGCUACACAACUUGAGACUUUUUAAUGUGACGUGAAACAUUGUCACGUGACUUGAGACAUUGUCACGUGACUUUAUACACUUAUGUGACUUGUAACUAUAUUAGGAUUAUGUUGAACGUGAUAUGUAUAUGAUUGUUGUAAUGGAUGUGAUAAAGCGUGUGAUAAAACGCAUAGGAGGUUUUUUUUUGUAAGUUCGAAAUGUGUUCCUUGUAAAAUGUAACUACGUGAACAUUAUUAUGAUGGUUUUAUAUUAUCAGUGAAAAACAAGGAAUAAUUUAAAAAACGAUGACUUUUUCAAAACAUUAUGAAAUCAUCUUUAAAAAUCAGUUUUCAUGCUUCCAUACAAUUUGAUAUACUUAUCAAUUAUGGACUUUUGUUGAGGGAAAUAUGCAUAAAUAUGGACCUGCGAAAGAGAUAUUAACCGGAAAGAAAUCGUGUUCAAUUUCAAUUUUCAUGUCCGUAUACUAGUAACGCAUAUUCACCGAGAAGAAAAACCUUUAAUUGUUAUAUUUGAUAUGAAAUGAUGCUGUAUUUUAUCAAGUAACAAAAUGUAAGUUAUAGAAAUAGCCGAAGGAAAAGUACUGCAUAUGACAGAAAACUUCACGACAUGGCAAUCGUAGUGACGUCAUAAAGAGACUAUUAACCGGCUGUUUCUAUAAUUGGUAACACAGUCAGUAUCCCAUAUUAUUGACUGACACGUGACUAUCAUUUCACCAAUGAGGAUGAAAUAAAAACAAUGUCAUUUAACUUACUGUAAUACACAGGUACUAUUAUAUAGUAUACACAUUAUGUUACUGUUAGUGGGUCCAGCUCCAGUGCUGUAAUAUAGCAUUCUUUUUAAAGGAGUUUGAUAAAAACCUACACAUCGCAGGGUCUUGUAAUAAUGCCUUUUCCGAUCACAGGGUUUUGUAAAAUUUCAUCAUACCGAUUUGUACAUGUAUAGCUAUCCUAAUAACUUUGAGAGGACGAUGUAUAUUAACUGUGGGGUCAGAGAUCAUGGUUGUAGUACAUUAUUAACUCAUUGACCCCUGAAAUUACACAAUAAACUAUUCCUACCUUUGAAUCGGAAGUGCUCAAAUGUAUCUUCAGGGGUGAAUGAGUUAAUGUUUUGUCCUUUGGUAACUACUGGCGACAUGAAACUGAUCUUGUCUUCCUAAUUGCAAUAAGACUUUUUUUCUCUGUAUUUAAAUUUUAUACAAGUUAAGUUAAUUUCUUGGAUAUGUGAUCACUUUUCCUGAAGGAGUAAUAAAAUUGGGAAUGUUCGGUUUUACCUUAUACAACGAACUUGUAGCUAUGUUCCGAAAUUUUUCUGCCGGCAAACAUUUGCCAGAAAGCUUAUAAACAUGUUACCUUUCGUUGAAAUCCUGAUGACGCCAUCAUAACUAGUUUGAUAUGCUGCUUCUCGUUUGUUAUAUGAUAGUGUUUUACAGCAAUACAGCAAUACUGGUGCGAGUAGAGUAGUAUAUAUGUUUCGUAGAUAUAACUAUACAAUUUGAUGUUAAUUUUUAAUUCUAAAUAUAAUCUUUAUAUUUGUUACACCUCAAGUGAAUUUCUAGCUAUUUGAUUGGUUGGGAGAAAAU